UCUCGUGUUAUCCUUUGCUCAGCUCUUCAAUUUGGACUAAACUACUGUCAUUAGUGGAGAAAUCGGCGCGAUCAGUAGUAUUUGAGUUCCUAGAAAUCUUAAACAACUUUUAAGUUAUUUAUCUCAACACUGACGUGAAGGUUUGUUGAGGCAUUUCAGCACCGGACAGCGCUUUCUCUCUGCUUGGCUCACAAGUGCGCGUCUGGCACGUGGCAAUGACUAUCCGUCAUAGCUGGUGGGGGGCAAAAGGAGAGAGCAUGGCGGACUCUCCAUAACAUCCUCCCCACAGCUGCUGCUAACACGAACCACGAGAUAUGAGCAUACCGGAGUUCCUUCUGGAAGUGUCCAUUGUGAUAAUAGCUGUUGUUUCUCUGCUGACCAACUUGUCGGUACUGCUAUGUUUCGUUCAGAGCAGCGAUUUAAGAGCCCAUGUACCAGGAAUCUUUAUGAUAAAUCUCUCUUUAUCUAACAUCCUCCUCAGUAUUAUCAACAUGCCUGCCACUUUUCUGGGGGUGGUCAGUGGCGCAAACCCCUUGGGGGACUUGUUCUGCCACGUCGUCAGCUUUGCCGAGACUUUUAUCACCAGUAAUGCCAUGCUGAGCAUGGCGGCGCUGAGCAUGGACAGGUGGAUAGCGGUAGUAUUUCCUCUGAGAUACUCCAGCAAGAUGCGCUACAGGGACGCUUUUCUGAUCGUGGCCUACUCCUGGCUUCACUCUCUCAUCUUUUCUCUCACUCAGCUGAUGAUGAACUGGGGAGGCUACAGCUACACUUACGCCUCAUGCACAGUUCACCUGGACUUGGACCAGGUGUCUCAGCUGGGAAUCUACGCCACCUUCACAGCGCUGUUCCACGGUAGCAGCUUUGCGCUCUGCCUCCUCGUCUUGUGCUUCGCUUACCUGAAAGUUUUGAGAGUGGCUAAGUCACACUGCAAGAGGAUAGAUGUAAUUACAGUGCAGACUUUGCUUCUGUUGGUUGAUAUCCACCCCAGUGUGAAGGAGAGGUGCCUAGCGCAACGGAAGAAGAGAAAGCAGCGCGCCACUAAAAAGAUCUGCGUCUUCAUUGGCUCCUUCAUCCUCUGCUUUUCACCAUAUGUUAUCACCAGGUUGGUGGAGUUGUUGCCCUCUGUGCGCAUCCCUCGUUACUGGGGCAUUGCCACCAAAUGCUUGUUCUAUGCCAAGGCUUCCAGUGACCCAUUCGUCUACUGUCUUCUGCGGCAGCAGUACAGGAAGGUCCUGGUUAGUAUUAUCAGCCGAGUUGUAGGAAAAGAUCACUACUUACUGUCUGUGACCAGUGCAAGCAGCACAUUUGACACCACAGAUGACAGCUGUCUUGCCAGGAUUACUUGAGCUUGAUGUGGUCAUUUUUAAAUGAUUUAAUGCUUUGAUCUUUUUUGUAAAAGGUCACAGUCUUUAAAGUCAAAAAGGUCAGCAGAUUGAAAGAAGUCAAUGCCUUGCUCAAGGACUUUUUAACAAAGAACUGUAUCAUGUGACUGUUAAAGGAACAUUAUUUUCCACUGGGAGAGCUGUGAAGGACACAUAACAAUUCAUACUGAACGGCACCUCUCACGUCCGAUGUGUGCCGAAGCCUUUUCAGCCUCUACAGAUUGCUGUUUCCAUAGGGCUCAUUAGUUUGCCUGGAGAUGCACAACCACAUGAAAACUGCAACAUGUUUAGUACUGUGGAAAUGUAUCUAUAAAGUGUGAUAACACUGGAUUUGUCCAUUUGCUCAUUUAUUAUUGUUUUAUGCUUACAUUUUGUUUGUGUUAAUGACUGAAAUAGAGUGCAAAAAUAGAUACAAAGAAGAUGUGUGAAAUUGUUAUAUCAGAGCACUUUCAAAA
This is a messenger RNA of Maylandia zebra (zebra mbuna), 1837 nucleotides long. It is a transcript of the gene gpr78a, whose product is annotated as G protein-coupled receptor 78a. Gene Ontology annotation, molecular function: G protein-coupled receptor activity. Lineage: Eukaryota; Metazoa; Chordata; Actinopteri; Cichliformes; Cichlidae. The record is from RefSeq and is a predicted model, not a curated record. Gene Ontology annotation, biological process: adenylate cyclase-activating G protein-coupled receptor signaling pathway. Gene Ontology annotation, cellular component: membrane.